UCAGGUAUAGUACAGUGAUAUCAAAAUAGUCAACAGCCGAUGAGAAUAACUCAAAGUUUAUAUUUACAUUUUUAAACAACUAAUACAUUUUUAAGCAGUUUUAUCAGGAGAGAAUUGAAUUUUAUAAAUCACCUAACUGAUGAUUUCUUCUGUUACUGAUAAAUGAGUGUCUAAAAAAUAAUCAAACUUUUUCCUUUAUAUGUAAAAUUUGACAGCUAUAUAUUUUUAUUCUGAAACCGAAAUGGAAAAUGAAUGUAAAAUUACUGUGAAGUGGAGUGGAAAAGAAUUUUCCAUUAAUAUUUUUGAAACUGACACAGUAUUAACAUUAAAGGAACGUAUUUACGAUGAAACUGGUGUCCGUCCAGAAAGACAAAAGCUUCUCAAUCUUAAAUUUAAAGGAAAACCGACACAAGAUGAAAACACAAUUGGAAUGCUGGGCAUUAAAAAGGGCUUUAAACUCAUGUUAAUGGGAUCCCGCGAAGAAGAUAUCGCAGAAGUGAGUCAAGCUCCUGAGAAUCUACCAGACGUGAUAAAUGAUCUCGACAUCGAGGAGGAGGAAGUGGAAAUUGAAAAAGCCGAAGUUUACCUCUCAAAAAUUCAAAAACGAAUAGACAAUUAUAACGUCCUAGAAUUAAAUCCACUUCGCGAGGGAAAGAAAUUGUUAGUUCUCGAUAUAGAUUACACUUUAUUUGAUCACAGAUCAGUUGCAGAAUCUGGUAUUGAAUUAAUGAGGCCAUUUUUACAUGAAUUUUUAACGAGGGCCUAUAAAGAUUACGACAUUGUUAUUUGGUCGGCCACCAGUAUGAAGUGGAUUAAUGAAAAAAUGAAACUUCUCGGUGUAACAAAUAAUGCUAAUUAUAAAAUUGCCUUUCACUUAGAUUCACUUGCUAUGAUUUCCGUUCACACUCCAAAAUACGGAGUUGUUGAUGUAAAACCCCUUGGCAUGAUUUGGGGUAAAUAUAAGCAAUUCUCAUCGAAGAAUACAAUUAUGUUUGACGAUAUUAGGAGGAAUUUUAUCAUGAAUCCUCAGUCGGGUCUUCGAAUCAGACCUUUUAAGCAAGCUCAUUUAAAUAGACUGAAGGAUCGUGAACUUUUAAAGCUUUCCGAUUAUUUGGAACUUAUUGCGAAACUCGAUGAUUUUCAAACGUUGAAUCACAGAAAAUGGGAGGAAUAUAGAGCGAAGAAAAUAAAGAGUCAUAGUAGGAGAUAUGAAGGGAACGAAAAACAAAAUACUUAGCAAUCAAAAAACCAUUUUCAGAUUGAAGUUUUUGUUUUAAAAACUCAUUGAGAUUUUUGUCUUACGACAGUUAAUCGCAAAUUAAAUUAAUACUAAAAGUAGACAAAAAUAUCCUUUUUCGUAAUAUUAUUUUUAUGUCUUUGAAAUAAUAAAUCAUUUUCUAUACACUGAUA
Messenger RNA from Leptopilina heterotoma, 1410 nucleotides. It is a transcript of the gene Ublcp1, whose product is annotated as ubiquitin-like domain-containing CTD phosphatase 1. The transcript is spliced from 2 exons. Gene Ontology annotation, biological process: protein dephosphorylation. The record is from RefSeq and is a predicted model, not a curated record. Gene Ontology annotation, molecular function: protein serine/threonine phosphatase activity; protein binding. NCBI's taxonomy places the organism in Eukaryota, Metazoa, Arthropoda, Insecta, Hymenoptera, Figitidae. Gene Ontology annotation, cellular component: nucleus. Bases 242 to 1237 code for a protein of 331 amino acids.